GAGUGGCCAGCUUACUGUCAGUCACUGGCGGUUACCAAAGAAAAUGGGCGUAUUCAAGUUACAAGACAUCCAAUAGCAAGCCACGCUGCUUGUGUCACCAUGGUGACUGGGCUGUACCCAGGGAGGUUGUGAUGGGUUGACAGGUGCGUGACAAUCGGAGCUCUCUGCAAGCAUGUACGCCAAAGGCAAGAGUAACAACGUGCCGUCCGACAGCCAAGCCAGAGAAAAGCUCGCUCUCUAUGUGUAUGAGUAUCUGCUUCACGUCGGGGCACAGAAGUCAGCACAGACCUUCCUCUCAGAGAUCCGAUGGGAGAAGAACAUCACGCUUGGAGAGCCCCCAGGGUUCCUCCACUCUUGGUGGUGUGUCUUCUGGGACCUGUACUGUGCAGCGCCGGAGAGGAGAGAGACAUGUGAGCACUCCAGUGAGGCCAAGGCCUUCCAUGACUAUAGUGCCGCAGCUGCCCCCAGUCCUGUCCUUGGGAACAUUCCCCCAGGAGAGGGGAUGCCAGUGGGACCCGUACCUCCAGGAUUCUUCCAGUCGUUCAUGUCACCUCGUUACCCUGGUGGACCCAGACCCCCCCUCAGAAUACCCAAUCAGGCGAUGGGGGUCCCUGGUAAUCAGCCUAUGCUACCUAGCGGAAUGGACCCAACACGACAGCAAGGUCAUCCGAAUAUGGGAGGACCCAUGCAGCGAAUGACUCCGCCUAGGGGGAUGGUCCCUCUGGGACCGCAGAACUAUGGUGGAGGGAUGAGACCUCCUCUAAAUGCGCUGGUUGGGCCUGGGAUGCCUGCAAUGAACAUGGGCCCUGGUGGUGGUAGACCGUGGCCAAAUCCUCCAAAUGCCAACUCGAUCCCCUAUUCCUCUGCAUCUCCUGGGAGUUAUGUGGGUCCACCAGGAGGAGGGGGACCACCUGGUACUCCAAUAAUGCCCAGUCCAGCAGACUCAACUAACUCCGGUGACAACAUGUACACCAUGAUCAACACAGUCCCCCCUGGUGGAAACAGGCCAAAUUUCCCAAUGGGUCCAAACACAGAUGGUCCAAUGGGAGGGAUGGCAGGAAUGGAGCCACAUCACAUGAAUGGGUCUCUAGGGUCUGGGGACAUGGAUAGCCUGCCCAAGAACUCCCCUGGUAAUCUAAGUAUGAGUAAUCAGCCUGGGACCCCGAGAGAGGAUGGAGAGAUGGGAGGGAACUUUCUCAACCCCUUUCAGAACGAGAGCGUGAGUCCAACCACCCUCAGAGUAUUCUCCAAACAUGACCAUGAGUGUGUGAAGGCUCCACCCAUUGCUCAGUCAGUUGUGUGGAUCUGUGGAAAGCACAGACAGGAUGUGAUGUCAUCUAAGCCCAGUGGCUCUUCCUCUCUGUGCCCUCCCUACCAGGACAGUGGACCCAGGCCUCGUUCUCCCUUUGGACCUCCCUCUCUCUUUCUCUCUGUGUCUUUCUUCCUCUCUUUGUCUGUCUCUUUGUUUUUGUCUCACAAUCUGUGUUUGUCCUGUUCUUAUAUUCUGUUUCCUCUUCUUCACAUGUGACCUUUUACUUUGUUCAUCAACUCCUGCCACAAGAGAAAAAUGUAAAUUUGAACAAACCAAGGAAUACAAAUCUCUGUAUAUUAAUAAAUGAAUGUCAGUGUCAACACUAUCCAUUUGCUAACACUGAAAUAUAUACCAUGCUCCACUAUCUUGUGGAAAAGACUUAUAUCCCUCAAAUGUAAAGGAAUCUGAGGGGAUUGCACCCAACCUACUGUCAUGAAUCUUUUUUGAUGGACAUGGCAUCCACUGUCUAUGCUUGGAAGAAUGAUAUUGAGAAGGCCACUGGAGUCUCGUAUGAUAUACAGGAACCUGGGAAAAAGCCUGUGUAAUGGUAUAAUGCAGUCUCAUUGGAUAUACAACCAGGGGCAACAGCUUCAGUGUUAGAAAUGUUGGUCCUAGUGAACAUUCAUCAAUCAUUAAACUUUCAUCUGUAUACGCAUAUCUUAUAUGCUCUGUUUACUGCACAGAGAGAAAGAGAGAGAGGAAAUGAGUAAGAAUGAGAGACUUAGAUAUGAGCCAUAAAUUCUGAUAUUAUACAGGACAGGUAUGGGCUAAGGAUUCAGUUUUCAUUGGUUGCUUGGUCAGUUGAUUUGUUGGUUGAUGGAUUGGUUUGUUGAUUUGGUUGGAAGUUUGAUUUGAUUAGUUGGUUCCAUUAUUGUCUGAUUUGUUCGGUUGUUUGAUUUGGUUGAUUGGUUUGUUGGCUGGUUGUUGGAUUUUCUUAUGUUUUGAAUGGUUUGAGAAUGUACUCCUGCUUGUUGCAUUACAAUGUAAGUUGUAAGUGUACUGAUCGGAGAGCAUGGUAAGAUUUAACAUGGUAUCCAUUCCUGGGAGUAAUGUUUGUUUCUCAUAUCUAUUCAGUGUCUUGACCAAAAGCAUCAACAUCUAAACAAAUACAAAUUCAGCAAUCUAAUGAUUACACAUCUAAGAUGGAGAGAACAAAGAAAAUAUAAGUUGUUUGUCUGUUUUCAGGUUUUCUACCUUUUCAAAAGAUGCAAUGUCUAUGAUGUUUCUUUUGUUUGAUGAAGAUCGUAAAAUGAAUUAAAAAGGAGCCAGAAAGGGCAGCAAUUGUUGACAAUGGUUGACAAUGGUUGUAGGGAUAUUUGUGUGAAGGUGUUCUUAAAAACAUGCAGUUAAAACAUUUUGUUUUUAUUUAUUCUUGUCAUCCGGACAAACUGUGAUUUUAAUGUAUUUUGGAGAGUAUGUGUGGAAGUAAAAUAGUAGUGUUUUGUAUUGUUUUAAUCAUCCCAAUCCUUAACCCAUGUUAGAUUAUGAUAUUAAUUACAAUCACAUGGAUUUGGAAUUUUUGUUUCCCUUCCAUUGCUCUACCUGCAAAAAUCACAAAUCUGACCCAGUUUAAUUUCUAUUCUAACAAAUGGAGGGAUAGAAAGAGAGGAGGAAGAUCACCUAUGGCAGGGGUUCUCAUACUUUGGGGCCAUGGACACAUUUUGAGACUAAUCAGGGAUUCAUCAGGGACCCCCAAAUAAUUGAGAAACAACUGCGGUGAGUUAAGCAGUUUGAAUGAAUGAAGUCUUUGAAAGGAGCAUGUUAAAGGGAAUGGAUAUAACAUUUAGCAAUUUUAAUGUUAAAUUCCUGCAAUCCUACUUAUGUUGUUAUGAGGCAUAGAUAAAGUUUAUAUCACAAUGAAUUUAUGAAUGAUCAAUAAUCCUGUGAACUUUCAAGGCCCUUACAAAACUGUUAAUUAAUAAUUUUAUAUUGUUUUUUAUUACACCAAGCAAUUCCACGGAUCACUUGGCCAAAGCCUAUUUAAUAUGUUGUUGUUGUUGUUAUUGGUUAUAAUAAUAUCAUUUUUGAUAUAGAAAUUGUUUUUACUCCCAAUAAAUGUAUUCCAUGGUUUUCUUGGCCAAAGUCCAUUGGAAAUGUUGUUCUUGUCAUUGGUAAUUAUAGUGCUAUUUCUUAUAUAUUUUUCUAAUUUACAUUUUGUGUUUGUGUAUAUAUGUUGGACCUAUGCCCUCUACCCACAGUUUGAGAACCCCUGGCCUAGAAGACACCAUUAGAGAGCUUUGUUUUAAUGUUAAAGUCACAAGUGUAAAUACUGAAAGAUGCAUUUGUAAAUUUGAACUUUCCACAGUUGUUAAUUAUUCCACAUUUUGGUUAUGUUUGAUUACAUUUGUAAUGUGUUAAAUUUCUUUCCCUUUCAUUCCUUUUUUUUUUUACCUUGUGUUAUGUUUUGUAAAUACACUGAGAAGUACUACCUGGGUUUUCAAUAUGCUGGUAUAAAGCUUCUCUUCAUUCA
Esox lucius (northern pike) is the source of this 3782-nucleotide messenger RNA. It is a transcript of the gene ssbp2a, whose product is annotated as LisH and SSDP domain-containing protein. Gene Ontology annotation, cellular component: nucleus. The record is from RefSeq and is a predicted model, not a curated record. NCBI's taxonomy places the organism in Eukaryota, Metazoa, Chordata, Actinopteri, Esociformes, Esocidae. Gene Ontology annotation, biological process: positive regulation of transcription by RNA polymerase II. Gene Ontology annotation, molecular function: single-stranded DNA binding; protein binding. The transcript is spliced from 17 exons. The coding region runs from base 173 to 1528 and encodes 451 amino acids.